This is a messenger RNA of Hyla sarda, 1799 nucleotides long. RefSeq names its product fin bud initiation factor homolog (gene FIBIN). The record is from RefSeq and is a predicted model, not a curated record. The coding region runs from base 705 to 1319 and encodes 204 amino acids. NCBI's taxonomy places the organism in Eukaryota, Metazoa, Chordata, Amphibia, Anura, Hylidae. The transcript has a single exon.
ACCAGGAAUGGCUCGUGUUUAUUUAUAGUUACACACGUGCUUCCCUUGGUAACUCUUUCGUUGCAGACGUAAUGCUUCAUCGGUGUCCAAAUCCAUCGGUGGAUGUGAGCUUUAUUUGCCGUAUUAUUUACACUCAGCAGGAAGGAAGAAAUGCUUAAUGCAGCUUUACUAGCUAGGACCUACAGAAAGGAUUCUUCUGCAGAACUUUUCCUUGGCUCCUACAGUGACGAAACCAUGUAAUCUGAGAACAGAUACCUCUUCUUAGGCAUGUCAUCAGCCAACAAGGAGAAAAAGCUCCCCAACAGCAGCCCAGAUGUUGAAAUAGUGUGGUAGCAUCCAGCAGAAGAGACCAAUCUCACUCACCACAGACAAGUCGUGUGUUACUCCGACUGCUCCUUAAGAAGGCACCAGAGUCUGUUGUAUUCUUCACAAUAUUUUGUCUGCAAACCAAGAAGGAUUUUAUUUAAGCAGAUUUACACUCCCAAGGUGCUGGAGACCUGGAAACCACAGGACAAUAUUUCAUUCGGUAAUGUAAAUAUCAUCAGCUUGUGGAAUGCAAAGGGUGGAUCCAGACGUCAAAGCAAAAUAUUCUUGCUGGAGUAUAGCUUGGGGGUUAUAAUCCUUAUACUCCUGUGACACCACGCUGUCAUAGAAUACAGUAUUCCAUUUCUUGCCUCCGGUGCUGGAGAGACGAACAAGUUACAAUGACUGGAAUUUAUCUCCUGUGGUUGGGAAUUGUGUGCAACCUAUGCUAUGGUUAUUACAAUGGACCCCUCCAGCCAGAAAUGUCCAAUGGAACUUUGCACCAUUACUUUGUUCCUGAUGGGGACUAUGAGGAGAACGAUGACCCCGAGAAGUGUCAGAUGCUUUUCAGAGUUUCAGAUGAAAGAUCCUGUCCAGGAGAUGGACAAGCUCUCUCCUUGAGAGAAGAAUUUAUAGUGAUAAAAAGGCACAUUGAAGAUGUGGAAAGAGCCAUUGAAAGCAUUGGUAAAAGCAUAUCUUACGACUUGGAUGGCGAGGAAAGUUAUGGAAAGUAUCUUGGAAGGGAAUCGUCUCAGAUAAGCGAAGCCUUCUCCAAUUCGGACAAAUCGUUGACAGAGCUGGAGAUCAAAUUUAAGCAGAGCCAGGAGAAUGAGAAGAACGAGUUGAAGGGGUUAAAUGACGACUUUGUGGAUAUGAUGAUCCACACUAGAGCUGUUCUGAAGGAAACCUUAGACGUCUCCCUGGGACUGAGGGAUAAACACGAACUUCUUUCUUUAACUAUUCGAAGUCAUGGUGCAAGACUAAGCAGACUGAAAAAUGACUACCUGAAGGUUUGAGAAGCUGGAAUUCAUUGUCCCUAUUAAUUUAUGCAAGUUGAUACAUAGCGAUGGGUAACGCUGUUCACAUAGUACAACACAGUUAUCCACUAAAGAUCUGUGUGACUCUCAAUCUGAAGAAGACCUCCUCUUAUUGGAGGUGAUACCAUGCCGCACUCAUGGUCCACCAGCCAACAGGCUCAUUCAGUUAUAGUAAAGGUCUAUUCACAUGGCAGAAUUUCCGCUUGCGGAAUUCUGCCUCAAAUUAAGGCUCAUAGACUUCUAUGGGAUUCCGCAUUUCUGCUUGCGGAAUUCUGCCUCAAAUUAAAGGCCAUAGACUUCUAUGGGAUUCCGCAUUUCUGCUUGCGGAAUUCUGCCUCAAAUUAAAGGCCAUAGACUUCUAUGGGAUUCCGCAUUUCUGCUUGCGGAAUUCUGCCUCAAAUUAAAGGCCAUAGACUUCUAUGGGAUUCCGCAUUUCCGCUUGCGGAAUUCUGUCUCAAA